Messenger RNA from Myripristis murdjan (pinecone soldierfish), 1761 nucleotides. It is a transcript of the gene spag8, whose product is annotated as sperm associated antigen 8. Gene Ontology annotation, cellular component: nucleus; cytoplasm. The transcript is spliced from 6 exons. The record is from RefSeq and is a predicted model, not a curated record. Gene Ontology annotation, molecular function: microtubule binding. NCBI's taxonomy places the organism in Eukaryota, Metazoa, Chordata, Actinopteri, Holocentriformes, Holocentridae. Bases 58 to 618 code for a protein of 186 amino acids. Gene Ontology annotation, biological process: positive regulation of transcription by RNA polymerase II.
ACUUUUUGUUCACCGAUACGUCCAGCCAGUCUUCUCCUGAAGUGUGCGGCCUCACUCAUGUCCACCCAGGCGGCCUGCGGGGACGGAAACGACGGAAAAUGUCUGUUGGAGAAAAGCACCGAGGAGAGUGCUGCUGCAGCUCUUGACACUGAAGGGUCCAGAGAGCAAAUCCAGAGACUCGGACACAGAGACAUCCUCACGAUGGACCCGGCAUCCAAAAUAGAAGAUGUCAGCACAAUGAAAGCUGCCUAUGUCAGUCCCAGGACCGCAGGGGUGAGGCUGCGGGGCAUCAGAGGCGAGCUCAUGGAAAAACAUAUCACCCAGAAGAUAAGAGAGCAGGUACAUGCCGAAUUCAAUCCAGCACCUCCCAAAACAGACUUCUGCUCCACCACCAGGAAGGAUUUCACCGUCGAGGGAUUUGUGCCUCUUACCCUUGAAACAACAAACGUUCAUGACUACAAAUCCGAUCAGGCCAUUACAUUUUGGAGUGAGAAUCACCAGCGGAUACAGGGUGUGACUGCUGUGCCGAGCCCGGGCAGCCCCUUCAAAAAGUCGACGCUGUUCAGCACACCUGUCGCCCAGCGGCUGGACGAGCCUGCGCUCCCACCUGAGAGCUGAGCCACUACGGCUGCGUUUCACAGCUUUAUGGAGGCAUUAUAUUAAAGACAUGAUUUGCUUGAUUUCUCGAUUCUAGUGAUCUCUCGACUCGACUGAGAAAUCAUACAGUGAUUAUAUCUGAAGACAGCCAAGUGUCUUCCAUCCAUCCAUUUUCUCUACCUGCUCAGGCUAUUUCUAAUCAAUGUCACAGGCUGGAGUCUCUCCCAGCAUGCACUGGGCACACUGUCACGCAUCCACAGUUAGAGUAAUCAGCUCACCUGAUUGCAUGUCUUUGGACUGUGGGAGGAAACCAGUGGAAACUCAUUGAGAACAUGCAGAGUGUACGCAGACAGGACCAGGAUGACACUGAGCCACCGCGCCACCUUAAAGGAUCGUUAUCAUGUAAAUAUAUCAUACAUGUUUUACAAAAUAAUCUAAUAACUGCUUAGUGACAGUGUAAGGUUGUCUUCACACAUGCCAGCCUGUCAGCAUCCUUUCUUCAGUGAAAAACAUGCUGACGAGUGAUUUUUUUGGAAUACAUUUAUAUUUAAAAAACAAAUAUCAGCCUGUUCUGCUCAUUGUCGCUGGCUGGCUGUUUAAAAAAAAAACAAAAAACAAUUGAUGUCACUUUUCGAACCACUUUUUAUAGGAGUUUAACAUAACUGGGACAAAAUGUGGGUGGCAGUGCUUUCUGUAGAUUUUUUAUUUCAUUUUUUUCAGUGUUUAAAGGCCACUUCCCAUAGGAUUCUGUGUACAAAAAGAUUUUGGCAGCUGAGAAGAAAAAAAAAAAACGCUGUGUGUGAACCCGGCCUGAUGGCGUCUGCUGCAGCUGAUAGCCACAAGCAACAGUAACUGUGACUGCAUGCAUUUAGUACUUUUACCUCGCUGAGUUAUCAUGCAGCUUACAAAGAGCUGAAUGGGAACUUUUGGCAUUAUUUGGAUUAGCGGUGGAAGAUAUAACCUGUUUGGCAAUCAGGAAAAAUUGCCAGUUUUUUCUUUCAAAAUCUGGCCGAGAUGCAACUUGCAAUUGAAUGUCAGCGAUGGCCUUGUGCAAUAACAAUGAAACUGGAUGUACUGUAGAGUGCGGUUAACAAAUCACAGCUGGAACUUCCCUGUCGAAAAAGAAAAGGAGGCACAUCUGCAUCUCUCCUCAUCGUCCCUCAU